ACCCUCUUCCCUUCUUUUCCAUCGGUAGACACCUUGGCUUCUUAUGAUUUACCUUGCAUACGCUCUCUUCUUCCCCUGCAGUACUUCUCUCUUUCUCUCUCUCUCCAACAAAACCUAGCCUACCGGUACCCGCCUACCUGGCCACGACCGGCUUCCGUUCUUUUAUUCCCCCGUCACUAUUUCAACGGGUAACCCUUUUUUUUUUCCAAGUUUUUCUUUUUUUAAAAAAAAUAAAAUAUAUUCCACUCAUUCUUGCUGUAAUUAUCAUUACCGAAAUUGUUAUGACGAAGCAGUUCCGGGAAUUGCAGUGUUUGCAAGUUCUUCUCAGGGACGAUAUUGGUGAGUUGGUGAAUUUUUUCAUCUUUUGGUGAUUUUGUGUAUGUUUUUAUUUUUAUUUUUUUUACCCUCUCCUUUUGUUUCCCAUUCGCCGUGCAUACGAUGCGAUACAUAGUCUAUCGUUCCGGUACCGUGCAGAACAUACAUACCCGUACAGUAUGGUUACUGGUGGAAACCGUUGCUAUUAUCAUUCAGUCAGUUUUCCCGUCCCCCCGUAACUAUCUCCCCCUCCCUCCCUGCUCCGCUCUGCUCCAGUUCACGCCAAUCCAAUUGAAGCACGGGAACUCCUAAACAAAUAAACUUGGGGUACAAAGCGAGUGAGGAAGCGACUUUGAGCACAACUGCCUGGUUAUUCCUAUUCAUUUUCCUUGGGGGGCUUUCCCAUUCUUACAUACCCUUCCUUUCCCCUGUUCUUUCUCAUCCUUUUGCCCCGCACUACUACGUUUUCAAGGGACUAGAUCUCGUUACUUAUUCCCGUUGUUGUUGUUGUUGCGAAACCAUUGUUGUUAUCCGUACUCGUACAAAGAAAAAGUAAAAAGAAAGAGAGCCUAACGGGAGAGGACGUCGUCGUGUCAUUACCUUUUUCCCUCAAUCCAGACGAGCGAACCGAAGAGAUACAGCAGCUUGAACAGAUUACCGUCGGCAUGAACGGGAACUCAUACCCCCCCGAACCCGAAUUCCCGGACGCACCCUCGCGCGAAGACUCGGCAUCACUCGUACCGAACGGAGACAGCAAUUACGAUGCGCCGGGGUCUGGCGGUGCCAAUCUCUCACGGAUCACGACGGGCAAGAGCGGGAGGGUUAUAGAACGGCUCAUGAGCGAUGUCGACAGGUUUUUAGCACCGCCUCUACGCCAGUCAUCAAACCCGAGUGCGGGUCAUGGGAGCGGAGGGUAAAGCAGGAACUAAUGGAAUCUACGUAGGUUAAAACGGGAACUUAGAGUCGAAACCACGGCCCGCGAAGAAGAACGAAAAGCCAAGGAAGCGAUAAAGUCCUCCCGGGACUCGCUGCAGAGCACGAACAAUAACUUGAUACACCAGACCAACGUUGACAAAGCCUCCCUCGCCCGGAAGGACCGAAAAAUUGAAGAGCUGAAGGCUGAACGGGAAACCGAGCGAGCGAGAAGACUGGAGUCGGACACGAGCUUGAGCGAGCACAUUCGACAGAGCAACGAGCAAUUACAAGAGCUAAAAACCCAGCUCAGCCACGAAGUCGCCGAGCGAAAACGCGCCUCAAACCAGUACGAAGUGCUGCUCCAGAGCUGGAAACACCUCGAUGAGGGCUAUGCGGGGCGGGUGGAUAAGCUCCGAGAGGAACUAGAAGGGCUGCACAGUGGCCGGCUGAAGGACAGGGAGCUGCUCAGGAGGCUGGAGGUCACGAUUGAACAGCAGCAGCAGGAAUUGGAAAAGUUGAGAUCCGCCAAGAAUAGGAUCUCGGAUAAGUACCUCAAGGUCAUACACGAGGCCGAGGGCGAGAUUGAGGACAUCAGGACUCUCGCAAAGGUCGCUGAGAAGGAGACCACCGAGACACUCACCGAGGCGAAGGAUACGCUGGGUCAGUUACGGCACGUGCUUAAUGUACAGAGGGACUUGAGGAAAAGAUAGGUAAGGAGGAGAACCCGUGCUGGAAUUGGAAUUGGAAAUGGAACGGAACGAAUUUGUCGAUUUGGCGCAGGCAAUGGGUUAGGAGUUUUUCUUUUUUUCUUUUUUCUUUUCUUUCUCUUUCUCUUUUUCUUCCCAUCUUUUACAAGAUUGAACAAGAGGCUUCGUCAAUAUUCUCACCGUGGAUAUCUCUUGAUCUUGCCCUGCAUCUUUACACGCUUCCUCAAUUCUCUCCUUAUCUCCAUGUGCUGUUGACUACUCCCACCACUUUUUUCUUCAGUUCUUGACACCAUCGCAUCGCAUCUCAUCGCAUCGCAUCGACUGCUUCUAUCAUGCAUAUAUACAUACACAUCGCAGCCAUGACAUGACAUGAGCAUACGAUAGAAACGUUCACAAUCCUCACAAAUUUCUCUCCCGGAGCCUUCUUCCUAGACGCAGGUGAAAGGAGAGGAAAGAAAAAAAAAAAAAAAAGAAUGGUUCUCUCACUUUUGUUUUUUUUUGCCCCCAUUUCCUCUAUUCUCUUAAUACUAGCAUAGCUCGCUCGGGUUACCCCCCCUCUCCCCCAUGGGCGUUGAUAACGGUAUGGUUAUGGUUACGGUAAAUGGUUACUCGAUUUGGUUUUAUUCUCCUAUUAUAUGGAUUUCUUUUUUUCCUUCUUUUUCCUAAUGUUCUCGAUUUGCAAACGGAGUUUUUCUUUUUUUCCAUUUCAAAAUUUAAUUUAGUGUUCGAUGUGAUUGUUGACAAUUUGGAUUAAAGAGUGAUUGAGAAAAGAGCCCUCAACUUUCUGUAGAGACUUGUCACGUUUUUUGAUCUUUCUUUGCAUCAUGGUCAAAGUGAGCGAUCCCCUGGGAUCCCCAUAGCAGCAAACAUCACACGACAGCCGGAACAGCCCCAAAACUAACCACCCCACAGCCCCUAUCAUACUCCACACUCUCCCUCCCUUCCUCCCCUCACAGAAUCACGACAUCUCACUCGCAUCUUGAUCCCGUCACCACCUCACUCACUCGAUUUCACUUCUCCUGAGCCUCCCCGGGAACCGCCACAUCCUCAAACUCAUCCUGCGCGACCGCCCUAAUCGUAUACACAUCUACAACCCCGCUCAAUCCCCCCCCCCCCCAACCCAAUACACACAUUAGCCCACUACAGUACAACUUUUACCACUCACCACCACACGACAAGACAAGACGACUCACAAAUUGAAGCGGUAAUGCCGAAAAUGGCGACGCCCGUGACCAGAUUCUUCACGAGGAAGGGCUUUCGAGCGCGGAUCAGGGAGGCUCCUUGACGUUGGUCUGGUUGGUAGUAUGUUGAACGGGGGAGGCUGGUUUUCGUUUGUUUGUUAGUUCGGGCGAAGGAGGGAAGGGAGGGGGGGAAGGAGGUACACGAGGUGUUUGAGGGUUGGGCGCAUUUUGGUGUGAUGUUUUGGGUUGUGAGGUUUUGGUGGUGGUGGUGGUGGUGGUGGUGGAUGGGAUGGGUAGACUGCCGUACGGGAUGUAGGAGAUUUGGGAUGAUAUUUUGGUGGUUUGGGUUGUUGGUGGGGUGAUUGGUGGGAUUUUGCCAAGAGUGUUUUUGGGGUGAUUUAUGUUCUGUUGUACGGUACUCGCGCGUUGCCUUUUUGUUGAUCAUGGUAGCGAUAGGUAUCAUAAUUGAUUGCUUGUGUGAGCACUUUUACCGGUAUUAGUUUAGCAUGAUCCGGUACGGUAU
This is a messenger RNA of Tuber aestivum (summer truffle), 3641 nucleotides long. The record is from the annotation of a GenBank genome assembly. NCBI's taxonomy places the organism in Eukaryota, Fungi, Ascomycota, Pezizomycetes, Pezizales, Tuberaceae.